AUGGGCAUUGUCCUGGCCAUUAUUGGAUGGAUUGGAGUCAUCGUUGUUUGCGCCAUUCCCCAGUGGAGAGUAACGGCCUUCGUUGGCCAGAACAUCGUGACAGCUCAAACCACAUGGGAGGGCAUCUGGAUGACCUGUGUGGUGCAGAGCACGGGGCAGAUGCAGUGUAAGGUCUAUGACUCCAUGCUGGCUCUUCCACAGGACCUUCAGGCUGCACGUGCUCUCACCAUAAUCGCCAUCUUGGUGGGCGUAAUUGGGAUUCUUCUGGCCAUCGCUGGAGGGAAGUGCACAAACUGUGUGGAGGACGAGACGGCCAAAGCCAAAGUGUGUGUGGCAGCAGGAGUCAUCUUCAUCAUCAGUGGGAUCUUGUGCCUGGUGCCAGUGUGCUGGACGGCCAACACUGUGGUCAGAGACUUCUACAACCCCAUGUUGGUGAGCUCCCAGAAGAAUGAGCUGGGCGCCGCGCUCUUCAUCGGCUGGGGCGCCUCUGCUCUGCUGCUGCUGGGUGGGGCCCUGCUCUGUGCUAACUGCCCCCCAAAGGAUAACUACACUGCUAAAUACUCUGCCCCCCAUGCCACCGCUCCCAAGGACUAUGUGUGA
This is a messenger RNA of Knipowitschia caucasica, 600 nucleotides long. The record is from the annotation of a GenBank genome assembly. NCBI's taxonomy places the organism in Eukaryota, Metazoa, Chordata, Actinopteri, Gobiiformes, Gobiidae.